AUGACAUCAACUCAACAAACAGGUGUGCCUUUUGAACGUAUUCGUGGCUCACCUGGAUUCAAUGUUAAUAAUCUUGAAUGUUCUAUUUGUCAUGAAUUACUUUGGAAACCAGUUGCCUGUCGAACAUGUGAAACACCUUUCUGUUCAACAUGUAUCAAUCAAUGGUUGAUCAACCAUCCAAACCAGUGUCCAAAUCAAUGCCAAAUAUUCGCUGAACGAAAAUGUCCUCCAUUCAUUGUUAAACUACUUUCUCAAUUACAAAUUGCUUGUUUCUAUCAAUCUACUGGUUGCAAUGAAAUCAUUUCAUAUGAAGGAUUAGAUAAACAUGAGAUCGAAUGUAAUUUCCAGUCUCAACAAUGUCCUGGUUGUCAAUUACAAAUAAUAAAAGAAGAUUUUGAUAAUCAUAUAAGUAACUGUACAUCAAUCGAAUUAACUUGUCAAGAUUGCAAAAUUGUAUAUAAAAGAGGUGAUGCUGAUAGAAAACAUACAGAAAAUAUUUGUUUGAAAGAACAACUUCGACAACUUCGAGAUGAAUACAAAGAGAAUAAACGUGAAAUGCACGAACUUACACUUCAAUUACAUGAAAUGCGCUUAUUGAAUCCAUUGAUAAAAAAAAUAAGAAUUACAUUUGAUGAUCUCGACGGUACACUCGACAAAUUAUCUUGUAUUUCAGCUGAAUAUCGAGGAUUGAAAUGGACUGGAAUUUCUUCUAUGCACAAAUCGAAAAAAAUUUUUCCUCUAUUUCGUCAACGAAAUCAAAUUGUUUCAUUAGAUCGUAAGGAAUUUAUUGAGAUAAAACUUAUUGAAAUAGCUGCACUUGCUGAUAAAUGUGAUACAUCAAAACAUCAACAAUAA
Messenger RNA from Rotaria sordida, 855 nucleotides. The record is from the annotation of a GenBank genome assembly. NCBI's taxonomy places the organism in Eukaryota, Metazoa, Rotifera, Eurotatoria, Philodinida, Philodinidae.